GUGCAUUAAUUGGAAUUAUGCUUUGGCUCUUCAAAAACAGCCUAGCCUAUGAUGUCUGAUAAUGAUAGUGUUAUAGUGAAGGACUCUCCUGGUACCUCUGUAGAUGAGAGUUGGAUCCAUCUCGGAGGCGAGCCUCAGGCCAAGGAGGAUAUUGGGCAAUGGUACCGCAGUAUCCAGUCCAGGCUCAAGGACAUUCCCAGCUCUUCCACCGACUACCAAACCUUACUCAACACCAUACAACAGCUGCAGGAUAUUUUUGAUGCUGUUCACACUAAGAAAUCGGACCCUGCAGUUAAUCAAUUAAAACUGUCUUUCUCAUUUGACGAUCUUUAUCGAUCUCUCUCCAUCAAGCAAGACACUUCGUUUAAAGAGAUAAUAUCUAUCCACAAGGAAAAGCUGGAGGACAUUCAGCAGACUCUUGAAGAUGUUGAGCAGACUUUGGGACAAAAGGUGGACAAAGACUGGAGCUAUCCUGACACACAGACGCUGCUCGACUCUGUGAAGGAUGUACGUAAAACGAUAGCGUCAUGUGACGCUGGACUUCAGACUAUAUUGGAUGCCCCCCGACCAACAAGACAAGCAUCUUUUGUCCAAAAGCAAGUACAACAGAUAGAGCAAGACUCAAUCAGCCCGAAGUCACAGGCGUACAGAGAGAGUGAGAGCAUAUGCAACUCAGCAACUACACAGUUGCUUUUCUGUCAGGACUUAGAGAGACGACUGGAGAAUAAGAUAGAAGAACUGGACAUGUUCCAAAAGGAGAAAAGAGAGAAUUACUUGAAAGAACUGAGCGAUGUGGAACAUUGGCUGACUGGGUUCUACUCUCUCCUCUGUCAAGAGCCAGUUAGGGAUGUUGAGGGAGGGGGUUAUGCAAGUGGGCAGCAAGUCAUAUUUGAUGACCAAGACCCGAAUUUUGGCUAUGACUCGAGUGAAGACCUUCUCUUAUCAGACAGUGGUAGCAGUGUAGGAGCGGAACAUGACCACGUUGCCCUGGAAACCUCGGUGGAUGCUGAUCUAGGGGAUGAUGAAUACAUGGAACAAAUCACACAGCGAGUGUUCAGUCCAGUGGAUGGGCCUCAACUGCAGGGAGAGACAGACUUGGAUGAGAUGGUGGCCAUUGGACCUCCAUUUGAACAAGAAACUGAUCUGGAUGAAAAGCUAACCUCGCCAAAACAGUUUAUACAUGUACAGCAACAUAUACAGCAGAGAAGCACUGACUUAGAUGCUGUGACUGGGAUUGGUGUGGAGGGUAGUGAUGUUGACAGUGACACAGUAGUCGGAGCUGAGAGCACAGGCUCUGGCAGUACAGUCCAAGCUAUAGGGGUAAGGAAAGAUCAAGUUAGAGAACCUCAAGGGCUUCCUGAAUCUGUCAGUGUUGGGGACGAUGUUAGUGAAGAAGAAGGUAGUUCUAGCAGGGAAGAGGGCAGUGGAUCGUAUGAAAACGAGAGUGAUAGCAGUGGGUGGAGUGAGAGUGUAGAGCUACUAUCAAUGAUCCAUGACGCCACCCUCGACCAGCACCUACCUCAUGAAAUCACGACACUCACACCCGAGAACAUCACCAUACUUCUGCAGGCACUAAUGACUGCACAGGAUGAGCUCCCAAUGCAAGAGGCAGGAAUUCGUGAUGCUCUCUCUAAGGUGGCUUUGAUACUGAGCAGCAGUGGACAAGAGGAAGAACUGCUGAGGAGGGUGGGCUGGGUAGAGACGGUGUGGGACCUAGCCGCAGAGUCACUGACUGCUAGAUUAUCACAGCUACAGUUUGAGAAUCAACAACGGACUGUAAGAGCCAGCAUUUUGGAAGUCAAGCAAGAGCUGGAAGCCCAGCCCAAUCUUCUGCUGACGGCGGAGGAGGUAUCUGUCAGUAUGAAUGCUCUGUUGGACUACUUUGAGAAUGGAAUCUUUGAGAAGAAGAAAAAUGAGCAAUUGGCAGAGAUGCAGGAUCUACUGACAAAGUUAGUAGAGGUGUGGCCAAAGGGAGCAACGUCUAGAGUCUGUGGUCAAGUUGUGGAGAGGCUAACUCAAGCGUAUGAAACUAUCAAGGAGAGAGUAACUCAACAAAAGGCCUUCCUAGUGGAAUGUCUAUCACUGUGGACUACCUUCCAGAGUGGGUGUGGUCAAUUGAGUGACUGGUUAGAUCAUGUUGAGGAACUAGUUGCUAAGGAAACGUAUGGUUAUGACAUCAAAGAGACAGAAGAAUGCUACCAAACGAUCACGGCACUAAAGAAGCAGCUGCCAUCGUAUGAGAGCCAGUUCACAGAGCUGUUUGAGCAUGGUGAUAUAAUGAUGCAGAAGAUGGUGGAGGGCGGGGAGGCUGCUCAAUCGAUAGACCAGAAACUCUCUUCCUUUGAACAGCGCUUCUCUGACCUGGUCACACAAAACACUGGUGCUAUCGAUACGCUGGAGUCAGCUGUCAAGAAGGUGCUGAUAGACUGGAAGGCGUUCACUGGAAUGUAUGGGGGGACCCAGUCCUUCAUUAGCCAGAUGACCAAAAUGGUAGGAACUGAGCCAUUAGAGUCAUCCAAUGGAGACAACACCAUCCUUACCACAUACAUGACUUACCAAGAGCAGCUCACUAAUAUGGAGGUCCAGUACAACCGUCUGGUUGCCACAGGGGAGAGCCUGUUGUCUAAUAAGAAAAUAGGCAACAGGGACGGGAUAAGGAGUGAUUUAUCUCGACUCCAGGUGCUGUGGCACCCUCUCAGAGACAACGUCAGUGACAGCUUUAAACUUCUCGUCAGUGAGUACAAUGACUGGAUAAUGAUGAAGCUGCAGAAGAUGUCUGGGAUGGUGAGGCAGGCAGAGGAACUGGUCUCACAGAAGGUCAUCUUUGUGGAGGGCUUCCCUCUCGCCAAGCUGUUUGAUAACAACGCUGCUGAGCUGCUCAAGGAGGCUGACAUUCUCGUGGCCAGUCAGGAGGAGCUUGACCAACUUGAGAACGAUUGCACUGACAUUGAAGAGGACCUCUUACAGAGACAGGUGCAACAAGAGACCAGUCCAGGCAUGCGGAAGUCUGCCUCCUCUCUAGAGCUCCCUGCUACUAUUUUGGAGAAACAGAGACUGCAGGAGAACAGGCUCAAGCUGCAGACCACCUCAGAUGCACUACAGCCCAUCAUCAAUGUAUUUUAUUUGCAAUUGCAAUUGUUGCAGAGCAUGCAAGACGGGAGAAGUAUAGUUUCAAAGGCGAUGGAGUUGGUGGGGGGACAGGAAGAGCUUGAAGAAGUUCUGGCAGACCUUGAGCUGAAAUUGUCUGGUGAUUUCUUUGAGGGUCUUAGUGCUGAGGCAUAUGACCUUGGGGCAGUGGCUGAGGAUUGUGAACAUACCAUGGAUGACAUUGGGGAGCAGGAGGAGUUCACACUGCCUCCAUAUCAGGAGAUUUCCCGAGUGAACCGAUUGCUGGCAGAUGAAGUGGAAACACUGAGCUCUAAUACUGAGAGAGCCAGGAUGAGACUUACCCUCUUCAUACAGUGGUGGGCUGAGUAUUAUGAUAACUAUGACGACCUGAGUCGAUGGUUGGAGGGGGCGGAGACUCGACUGCAGCAGCUAGUGGCCAGAGCCGAGAGCACACAACCACCUCUCGUCUCACCUGCUGAGCUGUUGAUUGAUGUUCAGGAGCUCCAGUCUGAGUGUAAAGAGAAGCAGGUGCUGCUGAAUGCCCUCACUUCCACCAGUAGGAACAUUAUUGAUGAGAUAACGACCAGGGGAUCGCCUCCCGGGGAGAUCACUGACCAAGCCACCGAUAUACAGCAGCGGUUCAAGACUCUGUGUGAAGGCGUGGAGAUGCGUGUGGGUGUGUUGACAGAGGGGGCCAGCCUGUUUGACUCGUUUAUAAAUCUUCUGACUGAUUUUGCCAACUGGUUGAACGAGUUUCAUAGCACACUCUAUGAUGAAGUGUGCGUACGCAUUCAGGCCAAGGCUUCGGAUGAGAUUAUAAGUCGACACAAGAACAGAUUGGAGGGGUACCUGCAGAAGGUAUCGGCUCACACUCUUGAGUAUGAGAGCUUGAUGGCCAACAGUGACAAAUGGGGGGAUCACCUGAUCCCCGAUGAGAGUGGUGGUAACCUUCCCUCUCCCUCAGAACCUUCACCACCUCCAUUCUCAGUUGACGAUGAUUUUGCUUCCCAAGUGCCACUGCCCUAUGUUAAGAAGCGUUUAGGCUCUAUAUCCAAAAAGUGGUCCAAGAUCCAGGAGCUCAUUGUAGAGAGGGAGCAUCAAUUGGAGAUCAAUGGAGGUUCUAUUCAGACAUUCUUUGAGUCGUUGCAAGCCAUGACUGACUGGAUCGAGGGGAAGCUAAAACUUGAGAUACUAGCCUCUCCUCCACCAGCAAAUCUAACUGCACUCAAGGAACAUCUACAGCUACUGAAGGACUUGGAAACUGAGAUGGAGGGCCAGGUGGUGAUGAUUGAGUCACUGACCCAGGCAGUGGCCGCCCUCAAACAAACGUUAUCUGGUCCCAAUGUGGUGGUGGUGGAAAGAAAGAUGUCUGAAAUGAACCAGUUGUGGACGAGGCUGGAGGAAGACAAAGACAAGAGGGAGAAAGUGUGUCAGGCUCUGAUGCCCCGUAUCAAGUCAUUCUGGGUGUCUUGUGAUGGUCUAGAGGAGUGGGUAGCACAGCGAGAGACCACCUUCACUGAGUGUGGACCCAUUGGGGCCAACCUCACUAGACUUAAGGAACAGGGGGAGAUCCUCCAGACUCUGGAUGAUGAGCUGCUGGAGAAAAAGAGGGAGCCCGAGGAUGUAGUUAGUGAGUCAACCAACCUCCUCAAAGAGUGUCAGGACAACUCUGGAGCUGAUAUAUUGACUAAGUCCAAAGAUAUGGAUGCCCGAUUUUCCACCCUCUCUCAAGAAUCUGUGGAAAGACUAGAGCUUUGUGAAGAAGCAUUGUCAGCUUGUCAGGACUUUCAAAAGAAAGUGGACAGUUUUGUACAGUGGCUAGAAAUUAUUGAGAAGAGCCUGACUGACAUGAAGGAUGUCAAGAAGCCGAUUGGAACGAUACAGCUGCAAUUGGAUGAAUUUUAUGAUUUCAUGCGUGAUGUAGAGACCCAUACAGAAGACUACCUGUCGCUGUGCCCUGAGGCCAAGCGGCUGUCAGACCAGUACAAGCCAAGUGAUGUCCUGGAUGAGAUGAUGGUGGGACUAGGCAACAGGUGGACUCAGUGUGUAGAAGCUCUCACUAAAAGGUGCGAUGAUCUGCUUGAACUGAUAGCACUGUGGAACAAGUACGAGUCAGAAGUCAAAGGUCUCUUGGACUGGAUCACGGAUGAAGCUAACAAAUUCUCCAAACAGGUUACUACUAAGGGAGACGAAGGAGUGGAGGACUAUAUACAGGCUUGCAAGGAGUUCACCGAUACAAUGUCUAACAAGAAGGAGGGUAUUACUGAGAUCCAGAAAUUAGCAGACAAACUCAGGAAGGAGGAUGGGGUCAAGAAGAAUGGAACCAGUGAUGUUGACUCAAGGUGGAAUGAUGUCAACCAGCAUUGGGGCUCACUGGUUAAGUUGCUCAGUGAGACCAUGCUCCACCUGGAGUCCACCCAUGCUGAAAUGCGUCAUGUGAUCCGAAUCAGGAGGGAGGAGUUUGGUUGGCUGGAGACCUGUGAAUUAGCAGCUGCUGACAAAGUUCGGACUGAGGGGGAUGUGGCAGUAAUUGAGCAGGAGAUUGAAACGCACAAGCAACUGUUGACUGAAAUCCAAAAUCACCAGAAAGAGUGUGAAUUCAUAAAAAGAACCAUAACCUUCCUUGUUGAGCAUUCACGUAAAGAAAACCGCGAACCUCUCAAAGCUGAAGCAGAAGAUUUCUGUGCACGCUAUCAAUUACUACUCUCAUCUGAGGACACAUACAUCAGUCAUCUCCAAGAGUCUAUUCCAUACUGGGAAGAAUUCAAGAAACAGUCACAUGAACUUUCUGAGUGGAUCGAUUGGGCAAAUGAAGAGUUGGUAUCUGAUCGAGUCGUGUCAGGCAAUGCGUCAGUCACUAAUACCAGCCUUGACAAUGCCCAGAAUCUUCUUCAAGACACUCGCUCCAAGAAAGCUCCCCUCAACGCCGCUGUACACGUUGGAGAUGACCUUAAUGAACUCGUAGUGUCUGCAGACCAGCAAUACAUAGCUGACACACUAGAGUGUCUGAAGGACGGGCAAGAGUCUGUGAAUGUCAAGACAGAGAACCUUGUUACAAUGUUGGAUGAUAGACUCAGGAGUUGGCAGGUGUUCCCAGUGGAAGAGGCUCGUGUGGUGCAGGAGUUCCUGGAAGAUGUCAGCAAUGCCAUCGAGGAGGACUUAGAUGAGGAAGAGCUCUCCUCAGAACAGCUCAUGGACAAGAUAGAACAGCUGGAGUCACUACAAGAGGCACAGCAGAGCAAUGAGCAGAAGGUGUUUGCUAUUGAGCAAUCAGCGGGGAGUGAUGCCAUAAAGAAAGCACUCGAGAAGAAUCCUGAUAUCUCCAAGGAGAGAAACAACCUUCUGCAAGGCUGGUCUUGUGUGUCUUCCACCCUGAGAGAUAAGAUCACUACCAUAAAGCAGAAGGCGUCCAUGGUCAAGGAGGUGGAGUCUCUCUGCAGAAGCUGUGAGGAUCAAAUCAAAGACUAUCAGAGCCAUCUUGAUGCGCCCCUCCUCCCUUCCGUACUGCUGGAAAGUAUUCAUGCUGACACCAGAGAAAGAGCUGACCGGCUCCACAACAGUUGCCAAUCAUUGCUAACCUCUCUUAACAAAGCUCUUCAUAAGUAUGACUCCUCCAACAACCAGUUUCUCACCGUGCCUGUCUAUCUUAGAGACAAAGCUUCAUCUUGCAGUGAUCAAUUCACUCGACUCUCUGCCAGAGCUGAAGAGUGGGGUAGUCGAAUCGAUGACAUCAUUUCCUCAUGGACUACAUUCAAAGAGUACCUUGGGACCCUCUUGAGCUGGUGCAACGAAUCUUUGUCUGAAGUUUCUACCCUGAGUACUGUGCAAAACUUCGCCACAGAUUUUUCAUCAUUGGAGUUCCGUCUACAAACCCUUUCUGAAGACAUUCAAGAUAGAGCUGAUAAGUUUGAUUAUCUGGUUGAGAAUAGUUCCAGACACUGCACUGGAGACAAUCCGAUGGUCAAGAAGGUUGGAGAGGAGUACACCAGCCUGGCGAAGUCAUGGCGAGCAAUUACUGACAGGGUGAAGUCACUGACAGACAUUAUUAAGCCUUGGAAAGAGCUAACUGAUCUUUAUGAAAAACUUUGCAAUUCGUACGAGAGGCUAAAAGGGAUGGUGGAGCGUGCUCUGACUAUCGUUGAAGAACGAGACGGAGGGAAUCUGUCGGAUAUAAUUCAUCAGCUCAUGGAGAACCACAGUAUCCUUGUCGGGUUAGCCCCUCAGUUUCAAAAGCUUCACCAGCUCGAUGACAAACUGCUUACCGAUAAAAUUUGCAGCAAGUCCAAACCAGCUAAAAAGCUGAAGAAAGUUUGUCAGCAGGUCGAGAAUGAUGUGGAGGAGCUUCAACAGAGAGUGCAAAGGAAAUUGACUGAUCUUAAAGAGCAAGAGAAGCAAUGGAAAGUGCUAGCCACCAACAGCAUAGAGAGACUGCCAGUGCUAGAACAACAGUUAGCGCACAGUGAGAGAUCAGCAAGAGAAGAGAGGGAAGUUCUGUUUGCGCAAAAAGAAGAAGCUGAAAAUGAAAACUGCCGUAAAGAAGAACGCAUCAGACAACUUGAGAAGUACCAACAUUUAAUUGUUUCACCUAAGUCUACAUGGCACAUGUAUCUUAGAUGUUUCUCUUGGAAGUGGCUCCUCCUUGUUUUGUUUUUGGUGUUGCUACUUGCUAUUGGGUUUGUUUUGUUGGGCUACAACCGGGAGGGUAAACCAAAGGUAUUUGUUAUGUAACUACUCCACACCUAUCAACUGUUCUUAACUUUGCCACAGCUAGACAUCAUUUACUUAUUAGAUAUUCUCAUUUAUCUCUUUUCUUUACAUACUAUCAACAAUUGUUCACAUUAUUUUCAAGUGUAUAAAUUCACCCUUUGUUUCUGUUACUCCAUGGUAUUCGACUUCUGUACGGUAGUUCUUCCUGCAAUUUCUGUACUACUGUUUACAGGCCGUAUAAUUGUUAAAAUGGAACUUUAAAA
This is a messenger RNA of Halichondria panicea, 8078 nucleotides long. Its product is annotated as dystonin-like. Lineage: Eukaryota; Metazoa; Porifera; Demospongiae; Suberitida; Halichondriidae. The transcript is spliced from 40 exons. The record is from RefSeq and is a predicted model, not a curated record. Gene Ontology annotation, cellular component: cell junction; actin filament bundle; cortical actin cytoskeleton. Gene Ontology annotation, biological process: actin filament bundle assembly; actin cytoskeleton organization. Bases 49 to 7836 code for a protein of 2595 amino acids. Gene Ontology annotation, molecular function: actin lateral binding.